AUGUGCGAUCCCGAAAACAUCCUAGCUGCCAUCAACGAGAUCCUGGACGAUCCAGGAUUUCAAUACCAGCCGCCGACGCCGAACACCAGCCAAGCCGGCAAUGAGAAGCCGCCAACGACCGACCGUCCGCCGACCGGCCCAGCCGCCCGACCGCCGAGCCGACCGCCGAGAAUCGGAACACUCAUCCAGCGUUCCGAUCGACAAAACCAGCUGAAAAUGGAGCAGCUGAUGCAGGCUCCACCACCGCCGCCUGCCCGCUCACGACCACCAGCGAGCAACCCGGCCCGCAAAAGACCGCGGGAAACCGAAGAAAAGACCAGAGAGGAACAACAACCUCGCCUCUUGAUGCCGACCGGCCCGUUACCGCCGCCACCGAUCCGCGUGCAA
Formica exsecta is the source of this 387-nucleotide messenger RNA. Its product is annotated as proline-rich protein HaeIII subfamily 1-like. The transcript has a single exon. The record is from RefSeq and is a predicted model, not a curated record. The annotation marks the transcript as partial. NCBI's taxonomy places the organism in Eukaryota, Metazoa, Arthropoda, Insecta, Hymenoptera, Formicidae.